Messenger RNA from Hevea brasiliensis (rubber tree), 1016 nucleotides. RefSeq lists its product as uncharacterized. The record is from RefSeq and is a predicted model, not a curated record. The transcript is spliced from 6 exons. The coding region runs from base 82 to 645 and encodes 187 amino acids. Lineage: Eukaryota; Viridiplantae; Streptophyta; Magnoliopsida; Malpighiales; Euphorbiaceae.
ACAAGUAGCCCGUGGCAAGCAUUGCAAAAUCGCAAACGCAAACCCUGCUGCUAAAACCCUAAACAAAGUCAAUGCGCGACCAUGGGAAACAAAAACAGAGCUUCUGGAAGUGCCAACAACGCCGCGAAGUCUAGCUUCGUUCCUCAAGAACGAGAUUGCUAUGAGGGGGAGCGUUUAGCUCGUUUGCUCAAACUAAUUAAUGGGGCAAUAGAGUCUGCAAAGCAUCUGGACAGAAACUCGCUGCCUGAGAAAUUUUGGUUCAAGCAACGAUUUGCCAUUGGGGUCAAUGAAGUGACUCGUGUUCUUGAACGGAUGUCGCCUACGUCGGAGAUGGAAGGUUCCGGUCAAAAGCCGCCGCCUCAUAUUAUAUCUACCCAGCGUCGCAACCCGACUGCGGUUCAGCUUCAGGCCAUACUGAUAGCUCAAGAUUGCAACCCAAAAUGGCUAACGAAGCAUCUACCAAGCUUGGCUUCAUCGAGGAAGGUACCAGUGAUCUUUGUCAAAGAUGAGAAAAAGGGAUCCUUGAGAUUAGGUGAACUUGUUAAACUCAAAACAGCAAUCGCCAUUGGAGUAAAGGAUAAGGAAAAUUCUAUAAAUCAAAUUGUUGAGGAAAUUCUUAGCGGUGGCAAUGAAAUGAACGACUGAGACACCAUAUGCUCCCGUAAAUGAGAGCUGUGAUUUGUGCAGGCAUGGUUUUACAUCAGAGCAAAGCAGAAGGGGAGGAGGAAGACAACUGAAUCGUGAAUUGCCAUUGGGAAGGUUGGAUUCCACACAUUUAUAGUUUGGGAGCUCGUGUCCAAGAUGGUGAAAUACGGCUAACCACCAACUUAUGAGCUGAUGGAGUUCAUAACUUACGUUUUCUUGUAGUUAAUACCAAUGGAUUCAAGUGCAUCCUGAACAGAGAAUGCCUUCCAAAUUGAUAUGGAAGUUUUCUAGCCAUAAGAAUUGUAUGGAACCUUCACCAUUUCUUGAUUCUUCUUGAUGGAAUGUAACAGUUAUAACUUACAAGUUUUCCC